Molecule: messenger RNA, 2745 nt
Organism: Pelodiscus sinensis (Chinese soft-shelled turtle)
Lineage: Eukaryota; Metazoa; Chordata; Testudines; Trionychidae
Gene: RASD2
Product: RASD family member 2
Biological process (GO): signal transduction
Molecular function (GO): GTP binding; GTPase activity; G-protein beta-subunit binding
Source: RefSeq, a predicted model, not a curated record
GGAGGAGUGAGUCAAUUAUCUGUGAGUUCUGCCGAAGGAAAACCUACAACUUACCAGCUGCUGGGAGAGAGAGACAGGGAGAGAGGAAGAAUCAUUAGACAAAUUUUAAAAUUUAAAGAAAAAGCAAAGCCACCUCUGUACUGAAAAGGGAGCAUUUUUAAACAAAUCUCAGAUGAGAGGGAAACCCUGCUUUACCUGCCAAGAUUUUUGUGCAGUGCAGGAGUGAAGGUGUACUUUCAAACCUACUAUCAUAAGAAACUCCCAGGCCCCCCUCCUGAACCCGAAUGUGCUUCCCCCCCUGCAGUAUGGGUCAGCUGAAUGCACAUACCAGCCUUGGCAGCUAGGUGUCGCACCAGAGGCCAGUUCCAACCAAAUGAGUCUACAAAUUACAAGUUGCAAGAAAAGCAAGUGUGAGUGGGAGACCUAGAGAACUGAGAUUAUCAGGAGAAGAGCAAACCUCUUCAGAAGGGAAAAACUACCUCUGGUACAGAGAGCCUACCUUGGAUCAUGUCAGUCUUCUGACCCAAUAAAGAUCACUCAUGGGGGACCAGCUGCUGGAUCACUCUGGUCUUUCCCAGUCCAGCUAGGGUCCAAAGCGGUCAAGAGGAGCCCAGCCCAGCGACUUGGGAUCCAAAAAGGAUCAGCAACACAUCUGAUUAAAACCAUCAAGACAGAUUUAUCUACAGCACUAAGAUUCAGGAUUUCUCCUCCACACAAAGAAAGCACCAAGCAAUGAUGAAGACUCUGUCCAGUGGGAACUGCACCCUGAGCGUGCCAGCCAAGAAUUCUUACCGCAUGGUGGUGCUGGGAGCCUCCAGGGUGGGCAAGAGCUCCAUUGUCUCCCGCUUUCUCACCGGCCGCUUUGACGACCAGUACACUCCCACCAUUGAGGAUUUUCACCGUAAGGUCUACAACAUUCGGGGCGACAUGUAUCAGCUGGACAUUCUGGACACAUCUGGGAAUCACCCAUUCCCCGCGAUGAGGAGGCUUUCUAUACUGACAGGGGAUGUUUUCAUCCUGGUAUUCAGUUUGGACAACAGAGAAUCCUUUGAUGAGGUCAAGAGGAUCCAGAAACAGAUCCUUGAAGUCAAAUCCUGCCUGAAGAACAAGACCAAGGAGACAGCUGACCUCCCCAUGGUGAUCUGCGGCAACAAGAAUGACCAUAGUGAAGUCUACCGCAAGGUACGCUCAGACGAAGCAGAGAAGCUUGUCUCCAGUGAUGAGAACUGUGCUUAUUUUGAAAUCUCAGCCAAGAAGAACACUAAUGUGGACGAGAUGUUCUAUGUCCUCUUCAGCAUGGCCAAGCUACCUCACGAGAUGAGCCCUGCCCUCCACAGGAAAAUCUCUGUCCAAUACGGUGAUACCUUCCACCAAAAAUCCUUCAGAAUGCGCCGGGUCAAAGAGAUGGAUGCCUAUGGCAUGAUCUCCCCGUUUGCUCGCCGACCUAGUGUCAACAGUGACCUGAAAUAUAUCAAAUCCAAAGUUCUCAGGGAAGGCCAGGCAAGAGAGAGGGAGAAAUGCACUAUCCAGUGAAGGGGAGCCACCAUUCUGAGUGAGGUCAUUGUGUUUGGUGCAGUGCCUUAAAGAAAAUGGUUUGAGAAUGGGUUCAUAGCACCCACCUGAUGGAGGAUGCCCACUAUGGCUGUACGGAUGGCUCUUCCUCAGACCACCGCAGAAUUGCUAGUGUAAAUAGUAAACUUCCAAGUUACCCUUGUAAACAGUUGAGGAAAUCGGAGGUUUCAAAAAUGACCAGCUUCUUUAUUUUAUAAUUAAGUUGCUCUUCGUUCUUCUCCUAUCUGAAGAACUUGGACAUGUAAAGAAGGAUUUGCUUUACGUCUACCCAGAGAGUAGGUCAGUCACACAGAGAAGGCAUUGGGUAUAUGUAAAUAACUGUAAUUCAUCAUUCUGCUGAGGAAAAACAAAUGUGAGACUUUUUUUCAAGCACACUUUUAAAAUGCUCCAGUUUAUUCAACUUCAUUCAAAGGAGAAUGGUGUUAAUCCAGGCUCCCCGGACUGAAGGUGGACUCUAUACAUGGAUAUGCAAUUCUGACUUGCCAGUAAAAUGACUUUUGCUUUCAAGUAGCUUAAAAGGUCUGGGUGCAAUGAAAUUUUGCUGUACUAGUGGCAAUUUCUGAAAGCGAUUGACGUAAAUGUCACUUUUGUAUUUCAGCUUUAAUCUUGUUUUUGUUUGUUUUGUUUUUUUAAGUGAAACCAGAUGGCAAUUGUGUAUUUGAAACAAAAACCGUGUCUGUGUUCUAGAAUUGCCAAGUUUUUUUGGUUUAAGGUUACAUAAUAUGCACAGUAAUUGAAAGUGAAAUUGUUGUACUGUAAAGCCAACACUUCUGACUGCUAUGCUCUCCUUGUGUGUGAUUGUGUCUCAAAACAAGCACAAUUCUGCCACAGGUACUCUGAAUUCUUUAUCUUAAAUUCUCACUCCUCCCUCCCCUUUCUCCCCACACACCCAUCAUCAAAAUAGUUCCAUCCACCUGUGUUUGACAUGAGGUAGACCUGAUUUGAAUUUUGAUUUGGACCAUUAUAGAAAGAGAUUUGGACCUUCCCAUGAAAUUCAGGGGUGACUGGACAUGGGGCAUUGAUUUUUGGACCAAUUCCUCUUGGAACCAUCCCUUCAGACCAGAGUUCUCCUUAUUAGGUUUCCCCCAAUGGAGAAUGGGCUUAACCACCACUAAAGUCCCUGAGAGUAUAGUCCUUGUGCUAGCUCUCUGCAUGAGGGUGAAUUUCAAAACU